Messenger RNA from Anopheles moucheti, 4491 nucleotides. RefSeq names its product serine/threonine-protein kinase/endoribonuclease IRE1 (gene Ire1). The coding region runs from base 571 to 3990 and encodes 1139 amino acids. Gene Ontology annotation, biological process: intrinsic apoptotic signaling pathway in response to endoplasmic reticulum stress; mRNA processing; IRE1-mediated unfolded protein response. The record is from RefSeq and is a predicted model, not a curated record. NCBI's taxonomy places the organism in Eukaryota, Metazoa, Arthropoda, Insecta, Diptera, Culicidae. The transcript is spliced from 5 exons. Gene Ontology annotation, molecular function: RNA endonuclease activity; protein serine/threonine kinase activity; ATP binding. Gene Ontology annotation, cellular component: IRE1-TRAF2-ASK1 complex.
ACGCAGUAACUGUUCGUACAUGGAUUAAGCGCAUUAUCUCUCCGGUAGAACCGUAAUGUGUUUCGCAUAUUAGUGUGCUAAGAUAUGGCACGAAUAGAAAACAUUUCCUGCACGGGAUGAUGCAAUGUGGCAGACAGCAGCAAGUCGACCAAAACAACGAUACAAUACAUUCGCGAAAAUUCUAUUGUGCGCUGGGAGUUGGUGCAAUGCGUGCGUGUGGGCUGUCCCGGGGAAUACCAGUGAAGGUUUAAGAAAAUAGGGGUUAAAUAUUAUGCGACAAAGCAACGGAAUGUAUUGAACGAAAAGUACGUUCCAGUAUGUGCAAGUUUGCAGCAAUGUAGUGUAGUAAUAUGUACCGAAGUGUAGCGUUAUGUUAAUUUACUUUUUUUACUUGUGAAAGAAGUCGGUGUUCUUGCUACAACACCGGGUAAAGUGAAUGAAAAACUGGCCGAACGAAGGCCAUUCGUCGCGCGCUGAACUCAACAUAAAUGUCUAGCUUAUGAAAGUAAUCAGAAACAAUUUCCCUAGGAGUAAAAUAAAAACAAAUCGACCUAGAAUAACAUCAUCACGAUGUAUGCAAAGGUGCAAAUGUUUGUACUACUGCUAGCGGUGGCAGCAUGCGGAUCUGCUUCUGACGCAAAAAUUGCGUCUCCGUCUUCGGUGUCUCAGCAGCAGGACUGCACAGCCGUUGCAAAGGAUGAAGAGACGAUGCUGGUAUUUUCUACCCUCGGCGGUGGAUUGACCGCAAUUGAUCCGCUGACGGGAGAAACGCGCUGGUCGAUCGCAGACGAGCCGGCCAUUCGCGUGCCAAGUCCGUCCGAUACGUCCGCCCACUAUCUGCCAGAUCCGCGGGAUGGCAGUCUGUACCGCAUGAACGGACUGGAGGGCGGUUUAAAGAAGCUGCCGUACACCAUUCCCCAAUUGGUGGCGAGUGCACCGUGCCGUUCGAGCGAUGGCAUUCUGUACUCGGGCAAGAAGAGUGAUGUUUGGUUCCUGAUCGACCCAAAGACGGGCCAGCGGGAGAAAGUGCUCGGAUUCGGUGGAAUGCCACCGCAACCGCCCAAAGAUGCGGGACCCGACUCGAUCGGUUGGGCAACGUCACGGGCCGUAUAUUUGGGCCGUACACAGUACACCGUCAUGAUGUACGAUAGUCUCGCAACCGAUCGGAACAGCAAACCGUGGAAUGUAACGUUCUUCGACUAUUCUGCCCAUUCUAUGGCACCGGAGCUAACGAAUGAAUACGAAUUCCUGCACCUGACCAGCAGCUCUUCGGGAUUAACGACAACGUUUGAGCGAAACAAAGGAACACCAAUAUGGCAGAAGGAUCUGUCCAGUCCUGUAGUCGCCGUUUUUCUACUCGGUUCGGAAGGCCUGCUUAGUGUACCGUUCCAGACUGUAUCCGACGAGGUGCUGCAGGAUUUAAACGAACGGGCAAAGGGUGGAAACUUUGACAAUGUGAAACUAUUUGAAACUGUUUAUAUAGGUGAGGCCGGCAACAAUCUCUACGCAAUACCUUCGAUGGUGGACAAAAAUACGGCCACACUUCCUUCAGAACCGUCCAUCAAUUUGUUAGGUGGACCAAUGAAGGGACGAUCGCCAUCGUAUGGUGGAAAUGAUCGACAAGACGCUUCGGGGCGUGAACUGAUUGCAAAAGCUUCACGACUUGGUGGUAAGAAUGAAAACAUCAUUAUACUGGGACACUACCAAACACCGAAGACGGACGAUCGGCUCAAGCUCAACAUCGCACCGAGCGGUCCCGCAGCGCUGGCGAAAGAGUUCUGGAAGCAUCAUGAACUUUCCACCAUGCUGGUGGGUGGUCCUGCAGGGGUAGAUUUCCCCAGCGUGCCCAAAAACACCCACACGAUUGGCGUUCAGACCGACGAUCCGGCAGCUCCGGAACAUACGUAUGGAGAAGCGAAUGAAACAAGCUCGACAAAGCUGCAGGGUAGUGCAGAUCUUAUUCGCGCAUUGUUCGGUCGGUUGUAUAUGGACACGAAGCUAUGGCUCGAUGCACAGCCCAACAAGCUACCCACAAUACUGAUGAUCGCACUGUUCGGUAUGGUUAUCUUUGGGUUUUGGUACGUUAAUCUGCAAAUGAAAGCGCUUAAGGAGCAAAGCCAGGGAGGUUCACAGACGAGUAAUUCGAACCGUAGCGGUUCGAAUGGAAGUGGUGGAAGUGGCGGUAGUGGAAGCUACAGUGAACCGAUCGAUUACGGAGAUGGUGAGAUGCGAGUUGGCAAAAUUAACUUCAACACCCAGCACGUGUUGGGUAAAGGAUGUGAAGGAACGUUUGUGUUUCGGGGGAUGUUUGAGAAGCGUGAGGUAGCAGUAAAGCGCAUUCUACCGGGAUGCUUUACCUUAGCCGAUCGUGAAGUGACAUUGCUGCGGGAGAGUGACGCACACGAAAAUGUGGUGCGAUACUUCUGCACCGAGCAGGAUCGUCAGUUCCGCUACAUCGCGGUAGAACUGUGCGCGGCCACACUGCAAAACUACGUGGAGGGUAAAGAAACGUCCAUGUGUGUGUUGCGCGAACAGAUCUCCCCACUGGACAUACUCCAGCAGGCUACAAGCGGGUUGAUUCAUUUGCAUUCGCUUAACAUCGUCCACCGGGACAUAAAACCGCAGAACAUUUUACUCUCGUUGCCCAACUACAAGCAACGCGUCCGAGCAAUGAUAUCGGACUUUGGGCUGUGCAAAAAACUCAACUAUGGGAAGGCGAGUUUCUCCCGCCGGUCCGGCGUGACCGGUACGGAUGGAUGGAUCGCACCAGAAAUGCAGCGUGGCCAACGUGCCACGACGUCGGUGGAUAUUUUUUCACUGGGCUGCGUGUUCUAUUACGUGCUCUCCGGUGGGUUUCAUCCGUUUGGCGACAAUCUAAAGCGGCAGGCAAACAUCCUGUCCAACGAGCACGAUCUCAGCAUGUUGAGGAGAGAAAAUGCCCAACCCGAUUGUCGCACGAUAUUGGCGGAGGAAAUCGUCAGCGACAUGAUACACGCUGACCCUGGUCAAAGACCUCCCGCCAAAGCGGUGGCCAACCAUCCACUGUUCUGGAAUAAUGCGCGGGUACUAACGUUCCUGCAGGAUGUAAGCGAUCGGGUGGAAAAGAUCGAUGUCAUGACGGAACCAUUACGAUCGCUGGAGAAAAAUGCUCGAUUCAUCGUGCAUGAAGAUUGGAGCUUACAUCUGGAUGCGGAAAUUACUGCUGAUCUGAGGAAAUUUCGCGGCUAUCAGGGUUACAGCGUGCGAGAUCUUUUGCGUGCCAUUAGAAAUAAGAAACAUCACUACUACGAACUAACACCGUCGAUGCAGCGUGCUUUGGGAAGGGUACCGCAAAAAUUCACCCACUACUGGAUUUCGCGUUUUCCGCAUCUACUGUCUCAUAGCUACCAUGCACUGGCGGAUUGCUUUCGGGAACCAAUAUUUAAACUCUACUACAACAACGAUGAAGAUACCGAGCAUGCGAGUGGCAGUGUACCUUCACAGUCCAGCAGAUAUCAGUUUUCCAAACCGUCCUAUUUCUACGAGGAGAACAAUGAUAAUUACGAGCUGAUCCGUUACUACGACACUGCACAGCUGAUGAAAAACAUCACGAAAAGUCCAAAGCGAAGGCCUACCGCAGCAGAGGGACAGGAGGGAUCCACACCGGACCGCAAGCCAGGCCUGGGAGGACCAAACAAGCGUGGAACGUAUAAUUUCGGUAAAACGAGUGGCGGAGGUUUCAUCACACGCCAUUCGAUGCGAGAUAAUGUAGAGUCCACGGUCGAGUUAGACGAUCGUCGAACAUCGGCUGUACCGCAUAGCAUCACGAGUGAAGUGCAAGACACGAUUAGCGCAGAAGGUAGUGGUAAUCAAAGGAGAAGAUACACUCCCGGCAGCGGCGAUGAUAAUCAUACAGUCAACCAAACUAAUAUAAGACGGCGCGAUGUGCAAACGAAAGUGACGUGGAAAUUGGACUUCAUUGCAUCGGACAAGGAGAAGAGCAAUGAGUAAAAUUAUUUUAAUUUUUGUCGAGCUGCAUCAGCAUGCAUCAUUACAUUCCGUUUUAUUAUUACGUUGUUGGUUUUAGCUUAUAUUAUGCUUGCAAGGAUAAUCUAAAUGUUUAUUGUUGACCAAAACAGCAUGAUAAACUAUUUUCUAUUAUAUGCUAUGUUUUGCUAGAUAGAGAAGGCAAGUACGAUUGAACAUGUGAUUUGCUUAGUUUAAUUGAUAGAUUAAUUUGUUUGAUUAGUUCUGUUCAGGUGCUUGUUUCUAUAAAGAUAACGUUUUACAAUUGCUACAGACAGGUGGUAAACGUACUAAAUGCAUUCGUGUCAUGCGUUUCUCUAAGUACAUCGUACCGCACAAAAACAAUCUUCAUCUGAUCAUCUUUUUUAUUGGAGCAAUUGAUAGUGUCGGUGCGAUAACCAAUGGACAUCGAUUGAUCAAUUGCUCUUGCUUCUUGAUACCAGUCACCUUUUGAUAUACGUUUUACAGCUCGUUCCAUGUUGGGAA